Messenger RNA from Lasiosphaeria miniovina, 480 nucleotides. RefSeq lists its product as uncharacterized. Lineage: Eukaryota; Fungi; Ascomycota; Sordariomycetes; Sordariales; Lasiosphaeriaceae. The transcript has a single exon. The record is from RefSeq and is a predicted model, not a curated record. The coding region runs from base 203 to 358 and encodes 51 amino acids.
GGGGUACUGCGUGAGCGGCAGCGGCAGGUCGCGGAACCGCUCCGGCAGCGCGCUGCUGUCGCCGUUGUCGUUGUUGUCGCCGUCGCGCUCUGGCCCGGGGCUCGCCGUCGCUAGGGCGUCGGCGAUGAAGGCGGCCAUGACGAGGUCGCCCUCGUCGGUCUCGGUGUAGGUGGGCACCGUUUCAUCGUCGCCGCUGUUGUCCAUGUCUGCGACGACAAGUCUUGUGUUUGAGUAUUUAUUUGGGUUGGCGAUGAUAUUCAGGAUUGCGAAUCGGUGUCGGUGCUGUGAGUCGGGUCUCGAUUCGGGAAAAAUAGAAUCAAUUGUGUGGCCUGCAAUACCAGGCUUGGAAAGGUGCUAGUUGGCUCUGAAUAAGUGUUCUAGAUGAAAGCUAAAUGUAACGCCCAAUCUGUCUCACGCAGCGCCCGCAUGGUAUUUAUGGCUGAAGCAGUACCAAAUGACAUUACCGGGACAAACACAUUU